This is a messenger RNA of Trichomonas vaginalis G3, 1568 nucleotides long. Its product is annotated as DNA/RNA polymerase superfamily. Lineage: Eukaryota; Parabasalia; Trichomonadida; Trichomonadidae. The annotation marks the transcript as partial. The transcript has a single exon. The record is from RefSeq and is a predicted model, not a curated record. Gene Ontology annotation, molecular function: nucleic acid binding.
AUGAACAAAAAUGGAACAGCUAAAAUGAAUGAUAAUCAAAUAAGAGCCGAAGGUAGAAGGUUAUUUAAACGCUUCUAUAACAUUCCUGAUGGUGUUAAUCCUAAAACUCGUAGAAGUUAUUUAAAUGAAGCCAUAGAUGCAUAUGAAGGAUUUGACAUUUCAUCAGAAAGUGAGAGGUUAGCAAGAAUGUUAAAUGUUAAUAUUGAUUUCUAUUAUUGUGAUCCUCAACCAGAAGACGUAGACAUUAACAAGGUAGACUUUCCAUUAGUGGAAUCAAUAAUGAUAGAUCCAGAAUUUGAAACAGUAAAUAUUUUAUUAACACAGAGUCCAUGUGGAAAACUUCACGCUGACAGAAUAACAGACGUUGAAGCACUCACCGGCUAUAGAGUUUGCCCAUAUUUUAAAGAAGAAGUUUAUUCUAUCCGUGAUGAUCCAGAAAGGAAAAACCAAAGAAGAUUUUUAAAACAUUGUGAGAAAUGUAAAGAAAAUAAUGGAAGAUUAAUUCAAGACGUUCAAUUGCAAAACACACAACAACCAUAUGCACCACAUAUUACGAAACAGAAGAUAUAUCAAUGGCUAUUAGCACAUAAUUUGCAGGAAUAUUAUAAACCAACAAGAUAUUAUAUUACUUUUGACUUCGAAACAUUAGAGACUAAAGAAGAAUUACAACUUUCUGAGUGUGCAACUUUAAACGCUUACUUAAAACCAUUCAUGGUAUCAUCAACGGUUAAAUUAAACGAUAAAACAUAUACGAGGAAUUUUUGCUUAACUUCGAGUGAUUCUUUUAUUUCUGAUUGGAUUGAGUUUUUAUUUUCAACCUGUUCAUUAGUUGCUAAAUCAAAUAUUGAACAAUAUGAAGAAUUAAUGAAGUCGCAAACAUUAAAUGAAAAACAGAAGGAAGCAUUUAAAGAGCUUUUAGAUGAAGAAUUUAAUAAAGUGAAUAUCAUAGGUUUUAAUUCGGGAAAGUUUGAUUUAAAUUUAAUUCUUCGUGAUUUAAACACUGCAAAAUGGAAAAUAAAAUCAAUGCUGGGUUCAUCUUCACAAUUUAAGCAAAUCAUUGUAAAGAAAACAAACGUUCCAUAUGAAUUGAGAUUUAUUGACAUCAGAAAUUAUAUAGCGGGUGGGACAUUAGACCAAUUCACUCAAGAUUUCGGAAAUAAUAAAACACGUGUUAAAUCCUUUUUCCCUUAUCAAUUCAUCACAUGGGAAAAUUACGAAGAUGAAUUAUAUAAAAAGGAACCAUUCACUCAAGAUUCAUUUUAUUCAGCAUUAACACAAGAAACAAUAUCCGAUUCAGAUUAUCAAAUAUAUCUCAAUGAUGCUAAAAACUUUAAGAAUAGAUUAGAAUAUUUUAUUCAUUAUUGCAAUAAAGAUGUUGAAAUUAUGAUUGACCCAAUUGAUAAAAUUAUUGAAGAAACAUUUGUUUAUAAAAUUGAUAUGCUUCAUAAUCUUUCUUUAUCAUCGAAUGCAUCAAUGAUUCGUUACGCGUUAGCAUAUAAGAACUUCAAUCCUAACGAAACAUAUCCAGAAGAAGAAAAUGUGGAAUCAAGUUUUGAAUUAACAAAAAA